UCGGAUUUGAGACUCUCGGAGGCUGAGAUAAGGACGUGUUCUCCGGAGAGGGAGAGAGUCAGAGGCCACGUUUUUUGGGGGGACAAAAAAAGUUUUCUUCACAACAUUGGUGGAAAUCCAACCAGGUUGACGUGUCACCAUGACAACAGAAGCCGGGUCUGAGACAGAGAUAAAGGAGAAAGCAGAGGGAUCGGUUGCUCAGCCUGACCAAUCAGAGGCCACAGAGGAAAACCAGGAAGUAGUCAACUCUGAGAGCGCAACAACAGAGGGAGUGGAGGAAAAGAAGGAGAAGGAGAAAGAAGGCAAAGGAAUCUCUCGGUUUCUGCCUCCAUGGCUUAAGAAGCAAAAGUCUCAAGGCCAGGUUGUGCCCAAGGAGACCUCUCCCACCAAGGAGGUCCCAUCCACACAGGAAGAAGUUGGCAAGGUUAAAGAAGAAGAGGAAGAGCCUGCCCCAGAAUUGAACGGUCACGCAGAGGAAGUGGAAAAGAUAGAGGAAGUUAAGUUAGAGGAGUUUAAGGAGAAAGAGGCGGAGUCUCAUUCCAACGCUAGUGCCGACACCCAGCCUGCCAAGGAGGAAAAGAUAGAGGAGAACAUUGAGGAAAUUCCUGAGGAGACCAAACCGGCUCCAGAGGGGGAAGAGCAGGCGGAGGAGCACCAGCAGCAGCAGGAGGAGGAGAAGAAGGAGCAGGCAGAAGAGGUAGAGGGGCAAGGAGAGGGAGGAGAAGAGCAUCCCUCCAUCUUUCAAUCUCCUCUUCGUCUGGUGAGGAAGGCCAAGAUGAAGAUGGUGGUGUGUCACGUGACCCUCCUGGAUGGGACUGACUUCUCCUGUGAGGUGGAGAAACGAGCCAAGGGCCAUUACCUCUUCUUUAAGACGUGUGAACACCUUAAUCUACUGGAGAAAGACUAUUUUGGUCUAACCUACAAAGACAGCCACGAACAGAGGUGUUGGUUGGACCCCACCAAGGAAAUCAAGCGACAGAUUCGCAGUAACAACUGGCAGUUUGCAUUCAAUGUUAAAUUCUACCCUCCUGAUCCCUCACUGCUUACUGAGGACCUUACCAGGUACCUGUUAUGCCUCCAGCUCCGUGAAGAUGUGGCGUCAGGUCGACUACCCUGCUCAUUUGUCACUCACGCUCUGCUGGGGUCAUACACACUGCAGGCAGAGUUUGGCGACUAUGAGCCUGACCAACCUCGGCCUCUGGACAGCAUCAGUCAGCUGACCUUCGCACCCAAUCAGAACAAAGAGAUGGAGGAGAAGAUUCUAGAGCUCCACAAGUCCCACAGGGGAUUGACACCAGCACUGGCAGAUACCCAAUUUCUAGAAAAUGCCAAGAAACUUUCCAUGUAUGGCGUGGACUUGCACCAUGCUAAGGAUUCAGAGGGCGUAGACAUCAUGCUAGGUGUGUGUGCCAACGGCCUCCUGGUGUACAAAGACCGACUUCGGAUUAACCGUUUUGCCUGGCCUAAAAUCCUCAAGAUUUCCUACAAGAGGAACAACUUUUACAUUAAGAUAAGACCAGGAGAGACAGAGCAGUUUGAGAGUACGGUGGGAUUCAAACUCCCAAAUCAUCGAUCCGCCAAAAGACUGUGGAAAGUCUGCGUGGAGAAUCACAGCUUCUUCAGGUUAAACACACCAGAACCUCCUACCAAGGCCCGGUUCUUGACUUUGGGCUCUAAGUUCCGCUACAGCGGCCGCACCCAGACCCAGACUCGCCUGGCCAGCUCACUCAUAGACAGACCAGCACCCAACUUUGACCGCACAUCAUCUAAACGCAUCAGCCGCAGUCUUGAUGGAGCACCAGUGAUAAGCAUAACUGAGGCCGGCAGGGUCUCCAGCCCCACCUCUCUGACGGGAGCUGGGAAUGGACGCGAGCCUACCCUGGAGCUCCACUCUGACUCUAAGAGCCCAUUGAGAGUGCAUGGGGACAAUAUAUAUGUGAGGCACAGUAAUUUAAUGUUGGAGGACCAUGAUAAGACCCAGGAGGAGGUGCUGAAACACCAGGCUAGCAUUAGCCAGCUAAAACGCUCCUUUAUGGAGGCGCCACCUCCCUCGCCUCCCCAGCCCAACCAGUGGGAAAAGCGCCUCACCUCCUCCCCUGCCACAACGCUACGCAUUCAGCAGCAACAAGGGGUGAGUGUGACCCAAACAGAGGCUACUCCUGCGGAUGAUGCAAACUUCUCUGACACCAAAGAACUCGGAAAGACAACCGAGGUUGAAAUAGAGGAGACCGUUGUUAUUCAAGAGGUUUCCAAGGCAACCAAACCAGCUGUUGUCACUGUUACCGCUAGCCCCUCUCCCGCAGCACCGCCACAGCGGGAGGUUAGCGAACAGGAAGUAAAGGCCGCAGAGGAAGCGACGCUCCAAGAGGCAAAGGGAGGGAAGCAGGAGAGCGUUUCAUCUGAGAGUGAGAGUGAGGAAGAGGCAGAAUACCACCCAAACGUCCCCUCGUCCAUCUCUCACACGCAAAUACCAGAGGAGAAGGAAGAGGAGGAGGAGGAGGGGGAGGCAGAAAGGGAGCAAGAGGAAGACAAGAGUAUUGGGAACACUGUCGCAUCCCAAGAAGCUCCCCUUGUUCCUGUUGAGGUGAGUCCCUCAGCAGAGGCAUCCUCUGGUGAAGGAGAAAAGUCAAGAACAGAAGGAAAAGAGGAGGGAGAAGGGGAGACAGAGGAAAGCACAGAAGAUCCAAUGGUGACACCUGAUGAAGCACCCAAUGGCCACGCUCUUCCCGAGGAAGGAAUAACCGGUUUGAUUGCUCUGGCAGAGGAAGAGGAGACGCCUAAGGUGAACGGAGAUGCCUCGUUGGCUGAGGCAGAGCGACGACCACAGGUUAUCUGUUGCUCUGAGCCGCCAGUGGUAAAGACAGAGAUGGUGACCAUAUCGGACACGUUUGCAGCCCAGAAAACUGAGAUAGCAACGAAAGAAGUGCCCAUCGUACACACGGAGACCAAGACCAUCACAUACGAAGCAGCACAGUUGGACGGUAGUGGGGAUGGUGAACCUGGAGUUUUGAUGACGGCGCAGACAAUCACAUCUGAAUCUCUGUGUACAACUACAACUACACACAUUACCAAGACACUAAAAGGCGGCCUGUCGGAGACGAGGAUUGAGAAACGCAUCGUCAUCACUGGAGACUCUGACAUCGACCAUGACCAGGCUUUGGCCCAGGCCAUUAAGGAGGCCAAAGAGCAACAUCCUGACAUGUCAGUCACCAGAGUGGUGGUUCAUAAAGAAACUGAACUGGCUGAGGAGGAGGAUUGACUGAAUCCAGAGCUGAAGGGCCUGUUGUGACACUUUUCUUUGUUGAAGUUUAACGACCUUCAUCACCCAACAACGACCAACCUUGACUGACUGAGGAGGAGGAGGAGGAGGAGGAGGAGAGAAAAUGAGAGGAGUAUCCAAUAAGAGGAGGCGAGGGAGGGGAAACGGAUGGAUCAAAGAGGUGUAGGAGACCAGGAAGACGAAGGAAGAAACAAACAAUGGAGAAAGAGCGAGCAUUUCUUCCUGGUCUGUCUGUCUUACAUGUCUGUGGUGCAUCUAAACCCCUCACUGCAAAAUGAAGAAAAAGAUAUAAAAAAAAAUCCUCACUCUUUCUGAAGAAAAAAAGAACCACUUUGUUAGCUUAACAUUUGUAGUGUUAUAUUUUUACUAGUGAUUUUUUUUCUUUCUUUUACCGUUUGUUUUACAGAAGAUAAAUUGUCUCUGCCAUUUAUUGCUACGAUAAAACCUGUCGGGAUUCACAAAUACCAACCCUGGUAUGAGACUUCUGGCCAAAACAGGCGGUUGCCCUGCUGAGAAUUGGCACCAGUGCUAAAAUUCAACACCGAGGGCUUUGUGGAAGACUAAGAGGUCUGUGUGAAGAUGCAGAGAUUUCUGCCUGUUUUCACACACUGAAGGCUGUUUGCUCUCAUUUAAUGGGGUAAAGGACUAUCUCAGUCAUCCUUGUCCAAUAAUAUCAAAACAAGUAAGUCUCUUAAGUCAAGUGUAAAUCUAUACAGUUUUGUAUAAAUAAUGGGUCAGCUUGGUAUUGGUAUCGGUCAAUUCUUCAAACGUAGUACUUGGAACAUGUAGCAGUAGAGGAUAAAUGGUAUUGGUGAAUCCCUUAAAACAGCAACACUUAAAACGUGCUACGAGGAGUGUUGGAUUUUUGGACUUUGGCGGCCUCACUGCAGACGGACGCAGUAGCAAAAACAACUCGCAUCUACAGUCGUCCUCUGAUAGUUUUAUGCAUCAGUUGUGAGGAGAAGAGAGCAAUGUAGUGGUGUUUUGUGGAAGAAAAAAAAAGAAAAAGAAAAGGAUGUUUGCAAGGUAUACAGAGAUGAGGUUAUGGAUCUCUUAACUGGCUAUGUGCCCCGUCUGUGUGCCAGUCUGACCUGCAGACAAGCAUUUGGAAUCUUUACGCAGCAAUAGCUCAUCUUUUUUGCCAAUGGUCUCAUUUGCUUAUGUCAGUGGUAUAGAGGCAUGAAAAUGAUACUGAGGACUGAUAAAUGGUCCGUGAAAACUCCUCGUAGUGACUCUAAAUUACAGCUCCCGCUUUUCCUUCAACACGGUCAUUUGAAAAUAGGGGGGGGAAACAACAACAGUGACUGUACCAAAACUGAAGCUGACUGUAUAUAAACAUACAUACUUUUCCUCAAUUUAUGUAUCAUACAUAAAAUUGUGCAAACACUCACAUGCACUGAUUGCAAUAGAAACAAAAAAACAGUUGUUAAAGAAAAAAAGAGAGAGCUGUGAUUCAAAACUUUGCCGUAAAACAAAUCAAUUAAUCGACUAGGUUUUCAGAUUUUAUGAUUACAGGAUUUUCUUUUUCGUUGUUAAGGUUGAAUUGACGUUAUUCAACCACAUUCCUUGUAUGUUGACUAGUGGCUGACGUCAGUUUCUUUUCAUUUCAGUUGAGAAAAAAAAACAUUUUAGAUCUGGUAAAGUUGUCAGUCGUGAGAUGAUGGCAUGGUUUACAUUUGUUUUCAUUCCACGUUGGAAUGGAAAUGGUGCGGGUGACAGAUUUACUCAUUCAUUCAUUCUCCAAACCGCUCAGGGUCACGGGGAUGCUGGAGCCUAUCCCAGCAGUCAUUGGGCGGCAGGCGGGGAGACACUGUGGGUGACAGAUAUACAUUACAAAGUAUUUGUAAGUGCAUGCUCUUUUUUUCUUUUCUAAAGUGAAUUCACAAGUUUAGAUUUACCUACAGAAUUCAAUUGAAUUGAGAAUUGAUUGACUUCCGAGCUAGCGGCUACUUUUUAUGUGCAGUAAAUCUGAAGGUUAUUGGUUACUGGGAGUGGUAAGCAGCGUUUUACUGGUCAGGCUCUCUCUCCCAGUACCCAUCAACUGUCUUGCACCAGCUGUUUUGUUCCAGCUGUGGGAAAGAGAGCGGAUCAUAAUAAAUUCAGUUUGGGAGAAAGGAUCAGUAAAGACCGGGAGGCUCCUGGGGAAAAGGUGGCGCUGUUUUAACAGUAAUCAGCAGUGCCAGAUAGCAACCUCUGCUUAGGGUUGAAACACAAUUGGACAGUGAUGCAGACAGGACUGGAGGCACAGCAGUGGAUUUUAUAAUCCCAUGUUGCAAGUCAAAACUACGGUUCAUAUGUUUUUCAAUAGGUUUACACCACCGUUGAAAUACACUGAAAGGUGAAAGUAACACAAUAAUUUAGUUAGAUUCCUGCCUCAAAGCACAACGAACUUAUCAGGUGUGUUUUAUUACCAGCGCUACUAUCGUAAUAAACUAUCCGAAUAUUGUUUUUGGACCGCAACUUAUGUCAGAGCCAAAACUGGAAGUGAAUUGCAUCAUAGGAGGAGGAUGCUACUGAUACCGGAUGAGACUGUGGUGGAUGAAAUCUGUUAGCACGCCUCUGCAUAAAGCCUGUACGUCCUCAUUGCUCACUACAUGAUUUUACUCCCAUCUUCAGACCAGACCGGACACAGGACAGCAAACCCCGCUUAGAUACAAGUCUGCUGGGCCUUGACUUAGGUUCAAACUCUCUGGGAGUUUUUGUGAUUAAUCACAUGUAGAUAUAUAUAGUACAGUUAUCUUACAAGAGCGUCCUUGGUACAUGUAGAAAAGACGGCUGACUGCAUUUGGACUCGGUCGAGUUGUCUGGGCUGACUGAGGCUGAUUUGUGUCUGAGUUAAAGUUUAUAUCUGGUGUCAACGUGGUGCGUUGACAUAUGAAACACUAGAAGAUUGGUUGCUUUUAGUGAGAUACACUAUAUUUGACCUGUUAGGCUUUUUGGUCUUUUUUUUUUAUACCCGUUGUGUAACUGCGACCAUUUAUUCUGUAUAAUUUUACAUAAAAUCUUGUAUGUUUUUAAAAUCUCACCAUUAACGCUCAGUGUUAAAAAAAAAAAAAAACAAGCAGCAUAAAGAAAACCAUCUUUACUCUCCCAGUCAAUGUGCACAGCCUUCCCAGAUUUUGGCAAAAGUAAAAUUGAAAUGACUUUUACAACACUUACAACAGGGAAACGCUACCAGAAGGGAAGUGCAUCUAUUUCCUGUUUUUUUUUUUUUACUACAAAUUGAUAGAAUUGUAUUUAAAAAUGCGCUUUUGUAAUUUACAUGGAUUUAAAUGCGUUUCAUUUAAGUUUUCAACUGCCUUGGAUUUAUAUUCGAGAAGAACGACACGCUGAUUAUGAGCAGAAAAGUACGGCGGAUAAACGAGCAAACGGUUCAUCAGCCACAGCCUCUGGCCUGGCCGGAGCGGGAAAUUAAAGUGGGGUGGCGUCUUCCAUUGGCGGAAAUGAAACAUUCAUUCAGGUCUGACCUCUACUAUGCAGUUAUGUGACAUUCCAGAGGGGGAGGACACACACACACACACACACACACACACACACACACACACACACACACACACACACACACACACACACACACAAAAAAACUAGGCAGCUUGGAAAAUGUUCCAAAAUGAUAACGAUGAUAAUAAAAAAAAAAAAAAACUUUUCCAAAAGCAUCGGUUAUAUCACAAAAUUAUAUUUGUAGCAGUUUUUUCGUUUUGUUUUUGAAUCUUUUUUUUGUGUCCUUCUCUGUGAAACUGAUCUAGUCGUCGACGGGUGGGAUUUGUCGCAUCCCCUCCUGGACAUUUUUUUUUAAUAUAUUUUGUUUUGUUUUGUGCGAUGAGUGUUCUGACCGCUGGAGAGAGAGAGCACCGGUAAAUAAAUGAAGCGUCUGCCGUCGUUCCCUCUGUAUCCCGAGCAACACUCCCUUAACAGGCUCGAGCUCCGCGUCGACCUCCACACAUAGCUAUAUUUGGGAGUGGCCGCCACUCCCAAAUAUAGCUAUGCGUUCAGCUCUUUUUACACUAAUUUGUCUUGAAGUGUAUGUCAAGACCCAAAAAAAAGAAGAAAAAAAAACUGUUACACGAUUGCUAUUUUGCAACCUGAUAUCUUUAUGAAAACUAGCAACUUUUGUAAAACAAGACAGCAAUUAGUAUCAUACUUGCAGUGUUGACUGUUGGGAGAUUUCAACGGUGCCACGGUCCUAACCCCAAUACUACUCCACAGCCAUUUACCUGACAACGCCGACAGUGUUGGUCAUUUUAAUUGUGAUACUGACAUCAAAUACCGUUUUGUAUUUGAUUCACACACAUCCUGGUUCAUGGGAAGGAGCUCAAAAUACGCUUCCCUGAGAUCUUCCGUUUCUUGUCUUUUUGCAACCUAGCUAAACGUUCUGUGUAGGCAGGAUAUUUUUCUAUAUCUGGCUCUGGCUUUAAGCGGAAACAUGGCAGCAGUUUUAAAAGGCAAAUAGAACUGGUUGAGUUUUGUUUAUUUAUGUUUUUCAUACAGCGAUACGUUAAGCUUUGUACUGCAGUAAACCUGGUCAGAAUCAUUCUUCACAGAAGAUCAGCUUUUUUGUAUGUCAUUCAACCAUUAUAGUCCACAUUUGUGCUCAACUUUGCAGAAAUCAAAUUCCUCCACAAAAAUUUUGUAAACUGCAAAGUGAGUUUUGGAAAACCAGCCACCUGUUUUGGGUACUAUUGGAAGCUUUGGCCCCUCUGUUGGCCCAUAGUACUCUGGAGCAGCCCAAUAACAGCUCACGGUUCCCAGCUUUAGCCAACCAAUUGUCACGUGUUUUUUUUUUUUUUUUUUUUAAUGAAGCAUCUUAAUAAAGUGUCUUGUGUGCCCCGGCCCCAUUCCCCACACAGCCACUCCUACCCUGUGUAACACUGUUAAAAUAAAGGAUUGUUAUACUCUGAAAGCCAUAUGAUUCUGUUUCAUUUAUUCUCAAGUUCAUCUCUGGAUGUCAUCACGCACUGGUAUGGUGGUUGACACUGCUGGGUGUAGCAGUGUUUUGGCCUUCCCGAAGCCAUUAUUACUUGUUAAUAUGACUCGUUAAUAGUGGCAGGGGUUGCUGAAUGGUAGCGAUUAAA
Lampris incognitus (smalleye Pacific opah) is the source of this 8352-nucleotide messenger RNA. It is a transcript of the gene epb41l2, whose product is annotated as erythrocyte membrane protein band 4.1 like 2. Gene Ontology annotation, molecular function: structural molecule activity; actin binding. The coding region runs from base 140 to 3259 and encodes 1039 amino acids. Gene Ontology annotation, cellular component: plasma membrane; cytoskeleton. Gene Ontology annotation, biological process: cortical actin cytoskeleton organization. The record is from RefSeq and is a predicted model, not a curated record. NCBI's taxonomy places the organism in Eukaryota, Metazoa, Chordata, Actinopteri, Lampriformes, Lampridae. The transcript is spliced from 23 exons.